Molecule: messenger RNA, 1375 nt
Organism: Aspergillus novofumigatus IBT 16806
Lineage: Eukaryota; Fungi; Ascomycota; Eurotiomycetes; Eurotiales; Aspergillaceae
Product: cyclin-dependent protein kinase phoss
Exons: 3
Coding region: 78-998 (306 amino acids)
Biological process (GO): protein phosphorylation
Cellular component (GO): cytoplasm; nucleus
Molecular function (GO): ATP binding; cyclin-dependent protein serine/threonine kinase activity
Source: RefSeq, a predicted model, not a curated record
CACGGGCCAGUGUCAACUUGACGCGACGGAUCUCUUUCCCAGUCCUCGCUCUGUAGAGCCAAGAAUAGCCGUCGAGCAUGCCAGAGCAGCGUGUCAAUUCCUUCAGUCGACUGGAAAAGUUGGGUGAAGGCACGUAUGCAAGGGUCUUUAAAGGGCGGAACAACCAGACCAAUGAAUUGGUGGCCAUGAAAGAGAUCCAUCUCGAUGCCGAGGAAGGGACCCCGUCCACCGCCAUCCGCGAGAUCUCCCUGAUGAAGGAGCUUAAGCAUGAGAAUAUCUUGGCUCUGUACGAUGUCAUCCACGCGUCAGACCGGCUCAUCCUGGUGUCGGAGUAUAUGGAUAAAGACCUCAAGCGCUACAUGGACGUCCACGGCGGGGCCCUAGUUCUCCCCACCAUCAAGUCUUUUACAUAUCAGAUGCUGCGAGGGAUUGCCUACUGCCACGCGAAUCGCAUCUUGCAUCGAGACCUGAAGCCUCAAAAUCUGCUUAUCAACCGAGAGGGACAUCUGAAGCUGGCGGACUUUGGCCUUGCCCGUGCCUUUGGCAUUCCGGUCAAUACCUUCUCCAGCGAAGUGGUCACUCUAUGGUAUCGCCCGCCGGAUGUGCUCUUGGGGAGCCGCUCAUACAGCACCAGCAUCGAUACCUGGUCCGCGGGAUGCAUCAUCGCCGAGAUGUUUACCGGCCGGCCUCUGUUCCCCGGCACGACCAACGACGAUCAAUUACUCAAGAUCUUUCGCAUCAUGGGAACUCCGUCGGAACAGACAUGGCCAGGGGUCAGUCAGCUGCCCGAAUUCAAGCCCAACUGUCCCGUCUACCCUCCCCAGGAUUUGCGACUCGUGAUUCCUCCGCUGGAUCCUCUCGGGGCUGACCUUCUGGGGCGCCUUCUGCAGAUGCGACCGGAGCUCCGAAUCAGCGCUGCUGAUGCUCUUUGCCAUCCUUGGUUCGACGGCCUUCUUUCGCAGACCGGGCCUUCCGAGAACUCCGCUGGUCAGAUCUAAGUUAAUAUUGCCUGUUUUGAAGCGCACCUUCUUUGAUGCAUAUCGCUUCAACGAAUACGGGUUUCAAGCCAACCUUGAUAGUUAGCCUUUUAUUUGACAAGCUGGUAUCUCUAUAUAUCGGGCUCUAAAACUAGCUAAUGGAGAAGAUUAUGGAAAUAAUCAACUCUCCGUCACAAAUCUAGAAGAUCUGUCAGAUUUAUAAGGAAGAUAAAGCUCGGAGGGACAGGGACGGUUAUAUCACCCCGCUAGGAAGAAAGAAAUCGAUCGAUGGGAAAGUUCAAGAACUAAUAGAAGCUGAAGAACAACGAACCUAGAACCCAACGGGCGAAAGCUAGCUAUUAUGGCAACGGCGAAUAUCAAUAAGGGGCAAAGCAGGU